Molecule: messenger RNA, 2758 nt
Organism: Agrilus planipennis (emerald ash borer)
Lineage: Eukaryota; Metazoa; Arthropoda; Insecta; Coleoptera; Buprestidae
Exons: 2
Coding region: 915-2000 (361 amino acids)
Source: RefSeq, a predicted model, not a curated record
UGAUAGUACCUAUUUGUGUAAAUUGGUAUUAUUUCUUCUGUAAUCAUUAAAGCUAUAAACUUCUCUUGUCUAUGAUUAAAGCAUUACUGCUGUAUCGAUGUAACUAAUUAAUGUAAAAAAGUGUAGUUAAUUAUUAGUUAAUAUAAGUUGAUGAAAUCAGCAAGAGCUAGAUAUUUUUAUGGUAGCCCUAGGCUAUAUCCGUGUCAUAAAUAAUUUAAAGUAGAUUACUUAUUGAUUAAAUCUGGAAAUCUCAAAUACUACGUAAAUGUGGAAAGUUGGAACGUCGUUUAAUUUACUCAAAAUGGUAUUUAAAACGGACGAAAUGAAAUUAUUAACAUAUUAAGAUUAUUAUCAAAUGGGAAGAUGCUAGUGACCUGCUGGUAAUAAUAUCACAUGCAUUAGAAACAAAAAUACAAACUGCUAAGAAGAAACAACAAAAAAGCAUGCUUAUUCAAAGAACUGUUUAUGACAACAGUUAAAAAACCGUACUUGAAUGUUUGAUUUAAAACAGCGUACUUGUAACACCGUUUAAUAAUUGAGAACUAUUGAAUGUAAAGACCACGAUAUUUUACAUCUUAUUUUGUUUCUAUACAUACAUACAUAUAUAUCACUGCUUAGAAGGGGUGUACUUCUAAUAAACAUUCAUUUUCUGCAUUAUUUGAAUGUAUACAUUCGUUUCUAACAACAAUGGAUAUUAAUUUAAAAAGAAAGCUCUUGUAUGUUUAGUAGAUAAUAUACAAACGAGUAGAAAAAUCAGAGAUCAAAGCCUACUAUUAUUUGUAUACUUUUGAUGUUUAUAUAUAACCUUAAAAAAACAUUCAUUAGGACCUCAGUAUAACGGGUUGUCUACCUCUAAGUAAGUAAAGAAUCGAGCACCCCAGGUGAAUUUGGGUUACCCGUGUUAAUUAAUAAUAAUGGCUCGGAAACGACGUAGAGGAGCUUCUUCUGCCGGAAAACGUCAACCGAAAGUAACAAAAAGAUUACCUGAAAGUAACAACACGGAAAUUGUUUACGAGGGUUGCUCCGAUAAUUCCAAUGGAACGGUCUCGGCGGCAACAACAGAUCAGGCAUCAUCGUCUGAAAACUCGAAUUUGGAAAUGAAAAUUGUAACAGAAGGGGUACAUAAAAAAUUUGGUAAAUUUCGUUGUGUAAUUGAAGAAACAGAAGAUCCGUUGAAAAUAGAUAACACCCAGAAUGAGAUAGCAUAUGUAAACACUGAAGAAACCUUUGUUGACUCAGAGGUCAAACCAUUUUUAGAAAACGAAACGUUUGCAGUUGAAGAGGUGCAUACAUGCAGUAGUGAAGAUGUCUUAAAUGAAGAAAAUGUUGAAAUUAUUACAGUUGAAGAUAAUUCUAUUUCUUCAGAUCAGACUGGUACAAUAUAUAUAACUUUAGAUGAAAAUGAAAAAGGUGUAGGAUCUUUUAAAAAUACCAAUGAACAUUUUGUUAAGGAAAAUGAGAAACAAAAUGAUGACUUAUUGGAAAUAAGUAAUUUUGUCAAAAAUCAUGAAGAUAAUGGAAUAAUUGAAUGUAACAUUGUUAAUAAUGAAGGUAUCACUAUUAAUAAUGAUGAAUAUAUUGCUAAUAAUGAAGAUAAUGCUAUUAAAAAUGAAGAAAAUUCUGAUAAUAAAGAAACUAUUAUUGAUAGGGAAGACAUUCUUAAUACUGAAACUAUUAAUCAGGGAAUUGUAGCAGAGGAUGAUACAGAAGAAGGCAUUGUAUAUAUGCAUGAAGAAGAAUUGCAGCUUGAAGAAAUUGUAGAUAAUGAGGAAGAAUUAAAAAUUGCCAAUAAACUUUCAGCUUUAAAUGUUAAUGUAGAAAAUGAGAAUAUGGAUGUAAUUGAUAAUAAUGAUGAUUCACAAAAAUCACAUGAAAUUGUAUAUGACAUGGAAAAUCUUGGAUUUGAACUUACUAUUGAGUGUGGACCAGAAGAAGUUGUACCUACCGAGCAAGAAAUUGAAUAUGGAAAUGGAGACAAAAUGAAAGAGGUGAGUGAGUAGAUAUUAUUUUUUGAAACUUAAUUAGAUAGAGAAUCUCAUGAACCUUAGUAUUAGGUUGCGGAAUAAUAAAGCUCCGCCCUUUCAUUGAUUUCUACAUUUCUAACAAUAUUGGUUACUGUUGUUUGUAGUUUAUUUGAAGCUGAUUACAUAGCAACAUACGUGGUUAGCAGUUUAGUUAAUGUUUUCUAAUGUACAAUGAAUGGAAUAAUAAUGGAAUUUAAACUAGGGUUUGGAAUUGUAUUCCAAUUAUUUGAAUAUUGAAAUGUUUAUAUACUUUGGAAGGAUUAUUUAAAAUUAAAUAUGCAAACAUCCAAAUAUUUGAAUAUUCAAGCUUAAAUAUGCAUGGAUAUCCAAAUAUAUGGAUACUGAAACGCCUAUUUAAAUAUAAUGCUGCGUUUAUGUGGCUCUCAUAUAUUGGAAAUUACUCUAUUAAAUGUUUGUAUGCAGUUCUAAUUUUUUUAUCAAAUGUUAUAAUUUUUUUAAUAUUGAGUGAAUCACCAUAUCAAGAUUUUAGAUAUUCACAUAUUUGAAUAUUGAGAUAUAUCUAAUUAAAUAUUUACAAAUAUUCAGGUAGCAGAUAAUUUAAAUAUUCAAAUCAAACUAUAAACAAAUAUUGGAAUACUUAAUGUGAAAAGUUCCAUUCCCUAUUUUAAAUUACCUAUACGAUGUUUUUCCUUUUUAAAUAGCUUUUCAUACACUCCUCAAAAAGCCUUGUUUGAAUAUGAAAAAAACUGUUUGCAUAUUAUACUAAUGAUAUA